Molecule: messenger RNA, 4379 nt
Organism: Onychostoma macrolepis
Lineage: Eukaryota; Metazoa; Chordata; Actinopteri; Cypriniformes; Cyprinidae
Gene: fmnl1a
Product: formin-like 1a
Biological process (GO): regulation of cell shape; cell migration; cortical actin cytoskeleton organization
Cellular component (GO): cytosol
Molecular function (GO): small GTPase binding; actin filament binding
Source: RefSeq, a predicted model, not a curated record
GCUUCUGCUUUUUUCUGUGGUUUCCUCCUGCUGUCACAACUGCUUUUCUCUCAUUUCUGUAAGAAACACCAGUGUGCUCGGCCAGGUGCCUUCAUGUAAAUUUGCCAACAUCUGUAUUUUCUUCUGGAAGAAACUUCUGCAGGCUUGAUCCGAGGGGGUGGACCUAAAGGAAGAUGCUCCAACAUCUGAAGCACUCACAUGAGAGGCAGACAACUGGAGAAAAGGCCUGUUACACUGGUAAUCAACACACUCAGCCACACUGAGAGGCUGAAGAGCUGAACUUUUAAAGGACCUCUAUUGUGUUUAUUGUGAAAGCAUAAACAGAGGCUUUUCUUCUUCCUUUUUUUGACCAAGCAAAGGUGAAAGUUCUUUGUACCCUCCAUUUUGAAAUCGGAGGAAUUUUCUGAUUGUGAGUUUGAUUGAAGUUCGCAUCCUCAUUGAGAGAUACUUCACAAUCACUUGCAACAUCCUGGACACCGUUUUUGGUUUGAAAGGUAUCCAUACUGUUUGACAGCAUGUCCUAAAAGACUCCAUGUGCUUCCACCUACACAGGAUCUGAGUGACUAGAAACCUUCGUGGAUUUUUACCUGUGGUUCGCAGAGUGAUUUGUCUGGGUUUCUCCAGAGUUCGGCCUUUUGGAAUAGUCAGGGGUUGAUCCAGAAAGAGUUCAGUAUCCUGGAAUUCCUAAGGAAAGUUGUGAUGGGUAACGCAGCCGGCGGGUUGGAGCAGGUGGAUGGGCCAGAGGCCAAAGGCUCAACGGGAGGGUCAAACGCUGCUCCCUCCACACCCAAAAAGAAAUGUGCCCCUGCUAAACUACCCAUGCCUCCUGAGGAAGAGCUCGAAGAACGCUUCAGCGUGGUUUUGGGCUCCAUGAAUCUGCCUCCUGACAAGAUGAAGCUUCUGAGUCAGUAUGACAAUGAGAAGAAAUGGGAGCUGGUCUGCGAUCAGGAGCGUUUUCAGGUGAAAAACCCUCCCUCGGCUUAUCUGACUAAAAUCAGGAGCUUCUACCAGGACCAUGGUGGAGUGGCGCGCAGGUUCAAGAAACGUGUGCAGGAGUCAACUCAAGUCCUGAGAGAGCUGGAGAUCUCGCUGAGAACCAAUCACAUUGGGUGGGCUCAGGAGUUUCUGAAUGAGGAAAACCAAGGCUUGGAUGUCCUGGUGGACUACUUGUCAUAUGCUCAAAGUGAUGUGCCGUUUGAGGUAGAAUCUGUGGAAAACGGCGGAUCUGUAUCAGACAGCAGGAGGUUGUCAGAGAGAUCAGUGGAGGAUCUAGCCAAAAAUGUUAACCAUUCUUCCACACACGGCGUGACCAGAGCGGCACGUGCAUUCACUGUCCGAAUAAGCAACUUGACCCAUGCCAGAAAAACUAUGCGAAAUGCCCGAUUGGCCACCCAAAGAGAUGACGUUCACCUCUGCAUUAUGUGUCUGCGUGCUAUCAUGAAUUAUCAGUCUGGGUUCAAUUUAGUCAUGACUCACCCCAGAUGUGUCAAUGAAAUUACGCUCAGCCUCAACAACAAAAACCCCAGGACUAAGGCACUUGUGCUGGAGCUGUUGGCUGCAGUGUGUCUGGUUAGAGGAGGACAUGAUAUCAUCAUCUUGGCCUUUGACAACUUUAAAGAAGUGAGUGGAGAGAAGAACCGCUUUGAGAAGCUAAUGGAGUACUUCAUGAAUGAUGACAGCAAUAUAGACUUCAUGGUGGCUUGCAUGCAGUUCAUAAACAUUGUGGUUCACUCAGUGGAGAACAUGAACUUCCGUGUGCAUCUUCAGUAUGAGUUCACCCAGCUGGGUCUCGACCAGUACUUAGAGUCCUUAAAGGAGAUGGAAAGUGAGAAGUUGCAAGUACAGAUCCAGGCGUACUUGGAUAAUGUGUUUGAUGUUGGAGCUCUGCUGGAGGAUGCAGAAAAUAAAGGGGAAAUAAUGGAGCAUUUAACAGAACUGCAGGAGACCAAUGCACAGCUGAAUGCCAGAUUGCAGGAAUAUGAGAAUGGAGCACUGGAAAAAAUGGCAGAACUAGAGCAACAACUAAUGCAGUCCACUAAAGAGUCAGCACUGCUUAAGGAGAGCUUGCGAGAGUCCUGUGCCCAAGUGAGCACUUUGCAGCAGAGAGAACGAGAACGAGAGAUUCAGAGAGAGAGGGAACGAGAGCAGGAGCGUCUGUCGCAGCCCUCACAGGUAAACAGAGAAAGAAACAGAGAGACGAGUGAAAAGGAGUCCAAACUGGAGGCGAAGCUGAAGGAACUGGAGGAGAAAGGCUUAGUCCGACUGGAGCGUACAUCCUCUGGAAGCUUGGACAUCGAAGUGAUUCCAGUCACCGUAGAGAAAAUUGUCACUCAAACAGUGACUGUGUCAGAUCCAGCUUCUCAAGCGCCGCCCCCUCCAGCCGCAGCACCGCCUCCACCUCCUCCACUACCUGGAGCUGCAGCACUCCCUCCACCUCCUCCACCACCACCUCCUCCUCCUGGAAGUGAAGGUAUUCCACCCCCUCCUCCUCCCCCUCCUGGCGGAGGUCCACCACCACCCCCGCCCCCACCUGGCUGUGGGCCACCACCCCCUCCAGGAGCUCCUCCUGCCCCUGGGGCUGAAACAGGACCAAAGGGACGUAAACCAGUUCAACCAAAGUUUAGGAUGCCUCUGUUGAACUGGCAGGCUUUGAAGCCCAAUCAAGUGACGGGAACGGUGUUUAGUGAGCUGAAUGAUGAGCAACUGUUAGGGGAGCUGAAUAUGGAUGUAUUUGCAGAGCAGUUUAAAACCAAGGCUCAAGGUCCUCCAACAGAUCUUUCUAAGCUCAAGGUUAAGGUGGUUGAGAAGGCACCUAGUAAGGUGUCCCUGCUGGAAGCCAACAAAGCCAAAAACCUUGCUAUCACCCUCCGCAAGGGAGGCAUGAGCCCCAAUGACAUCUGCACAGCCAUUGAGAGAUAUGAUCAGCAGUCUCUGAGUCUGGACUUUCUGGAGCUUCUGGAACGUUUUAUCCCAUCGGAGUAUGAGAUGAAGCUACUGCAGAACUACGAGAAGGAAGGGCGGCCACUAGAGGACCUGAGCGACGAGGACCGAUUCAUCAGCCGCUUUGGUAAAAUCCCACGCCUUGCUCAGCGGAUCAACACCCUCACUUUCAUGGGCAACUUCCCAGAGAGCAUGAAACGUCUGCAGCCGCAAAUAGAUGCGAUCAUUGCAGCUUCUGUGUCCCUCAAGUCUUCGUCAAAACUGAAGAAGAUGUUAGAGAUCAUCCUGGCUUUUGGGAACUACAUGAACAGCAGUAAAAAAGGAGCAGCCUAUGGGUUCCGUCUGCAGAGCCUUGACCUGCUGUUGGACACUAAGUCCACAGACCGCACACAGACUUUGUUGCACUUCAUUGCGAAAAUGGUGCAGGAGAAAUACCCUGAGCUUGCCUCCUUCCACACUGAACUCCGCUUUGUAGACAAGGCUGCUCUGGUGUCUUUGGACAGUGUGCUCCAGGAUGUGAGAUCUCUGGAGAGAGGGAUGGAAGGGACCAAGAAGGAGUUCAUGGUGCAGGACGACAUCACGGCACUGAAAGAGUUUGUUAAGGCUAACAGUGACGUAUUAGACUCGCUUGUUAAAGAUGGCAAGACAGCACAGGAGGCAUACAUGUCUGUGGUGGAGUACUACGGAGAGAAUCCGAAGACGACACAGCCUUCCAUGUUCUUCCCACUCUUCGUCAGGUUUAUCAAAGCUUAUAAGAAAGCAGAACAAGACAAUGAACAGAAGAAGAAACAAGAGAUUGCAGCAGAAGAACAGGCAACCCCUUCCCCAAAGAAGAAAGAUAGCACUCAUCAAAAGGGUCCCAUGAUGCCCAAAAUGCCUCAGAUGGACCUGAUUGCAGAGCUGAAGAAAAGACAGGUGAAGCCCCAAGUCACAGAUGGGGCCAUCGAGGGCAUUAUAACAGAUUUGAGAAAUGCACCCUACAGAAGAGGUGAUGGUCGGAGAGCAACUCCACGACAAGACAACUGAGGGUUACCUGCAGAGACUUCUCUCCUUCCCACCGGACACUUCUGUACAUAACACCUGGUCUUUUUCUUUAUAUAAUAAAACCUUUUCAAUCUGUACAGAAAAUGACUCCCAAACAUACACAACAACAGAUGCUGAACACAGAGUCACACUAACAGACACCCAUCAUCACACACACUUAUUUUACAUAUAUGCUCUGAUACACGUAACCUUCUGAAAAUGUUUAAAAGGAUUGUACAUAAGGCACAAAAAGGAUUUUUGGAAUAUGUAAACAAUUCCUUGAGCUUCAAUUUUCACAUUUUGCUGUGUUUAUAUUGCUUAAGAAAUUGUAAAAAGUGCUCAUAGAGGCACUACAGCAUACCCUGAAUACCCUAAGAAUUCUUAGAUAUUUGAAUAAAACAGUGAAAACAUUGUAA